AUGCCGUUGGGCACGAAAAUAGCAGCAUUUCUCCGUUAUGCGAGUCAAUCAUCGAUCGUUCAUCUACUCAUUUACGUGCUUGUCUUUUUUGUUUAUGGUUGGCAAACACUCGAAACCGACAUUUCAAUGGUUUCGGUUGAGUCAACUGGUGGACCUUUAUGGAGGCAUUUCCUUGGUCCAAGCAGUCCUUUUUAUACAGCACUUCAAUUCACUGUUGUCCCAAUGAUGCUUUGUACAAAAGGUGUCGCCGUCUACGAUUUGUUAUUGGGCGGGAAUGAUGUGUUGAAACAUAUUGACCAAGGAACACAAUUCAUUGAAGCUCCUCUAUUCAUUCGUCGACUUUGCGGCUAUGGGAUUAUGCUAGCUCCGACGCUUAUUGUGUUGGCUUUUGCGACUCACGCGAUCAUAAACGCGAAAAUCCGUUCGCUUUCCAUUGGAUCGGCGCUAAAACCGUCGGCGGAUUGGUUGAGUCAUCAAGUGAUGCAACAUCGCCCUAAGCCUUUCUCCCUCUCGUACGUGAUCGUCAAUCGGUUGAACGGUCCGAAUUAUCGCACGAUUCUGCUAGGCGUUUUCAUUUUGGAGAUUUUCUUCUUCAUCAUUCUCUCUGUGUUGCUCAUUGGUCAAAUGUUUCAGGCGUGGUUGGGGAAUCCGUUGGGUGCCGCUAAUUUUCGCUCUAUAGUGCUAUUACUACUAUUGGCCGUGCACGCGAUUGCAUUGGUCGAGAUGCGCGGCGCCUACAAUUUUUGGGAUGAUCCGGCAAGAUUAACAAUUUACAUCAGUGUCGCCACUCUGCAAAUGGCUUUUUUGAAUGGAUACAUGUGGAUGUUUGCGUUUAAUCACGCAUGGGGCGUCGAUAUCGGACAAGUUGGCGGACCGCUGUUUCUCAUUGUUGCGAAUACGUGUAUGCGAGCUAUCUGCAUUUGUGCCGCCAUCGCCGUCCGCGCACACAUCCGGGAAGCGGCGCGCCCGUCGAGGACAAGAGACGCCGCUGAGAUCUACGCAGCCGACGGUCCACCCGAAGUCGAGAUGGACGCCGAGGACGAUGCGCCGAUCAUUUUUGAUUUGGCGAGGAGU
This is a messenger RNA of Mesorhabditis belari, 1074 nucleotides long. NCBI's taxonomy places the organism in Eukaryota, Metazoa, Nematoda, Chromadorea, Rhabditida, Rhabditidae. The record is from the annotation of a GenBank genome assembly.